Messenger RNA from Pomacea canaliculata, 1725 nucleotides. RefSeq lists its product as uncharacterized. NCBI's taxonomy places the organism in Eukaryota, Metazoa, Mollusca, Gastropoda, Architaenioglossa, Ampullariidae. The transcript is spliced from 13 exons. The record is from RefSeq and is a predicted model, not a curated record. Bases 186 to 1550 code for a protein of 454 amino acids.
ACCUGUACGUCACUCAAGCAGGUGGAGCGCCAGACAGAAGACAGGUGCGAAACAGAGAGACAUCAAGAGUUGGCGCUUAUGAAAAGUUGAAUCACACGCAAAAUUACCUGUGGAGAGCGUGUUCCGUUUUCAAGUUCUUAUUUGAUUUUCUGCUCGGACACAGCUAUUGUGGUGCUUUUUCGACAAUGAGGUUAUUACGUUUCGCCGUUGUUUUUGUAGGUUAUCUGGUCUGCAGCUCCUGGGGUGCGGUCGCGCAGCCUCCACCUGCGGGCACGGGUGCAGUGGAGCAGACGACAACCCUCUGGUCUAUGGUGACGGGUACACAGAAUCCAAGUAUCGGCUUGCUGGGGCCAGCUGGGGCAGUAGGGUCAGGCCCUGGCCCCGACGCCAUCACCGCAGCAACUGGUCAGGUCGCCACAACUUCGGUAGCGCCUCCACAUGUAGCAGGCACCACAUCAUCCCUUUUGAGCGCAAUCUACCCGACACAGCCUCCUCUUGGUCCGCUGGACCCUUUCGGUGGUUCAGGUGCUGUAACAGUAACACCUAGUCCUGGUAGUAUGGGAAACAUGAUGGAAAUAUGGAACAUGAUAAAUGGUGCUACUGCCACCACAGCUUCAAAUGGUACAGGCAAUGAUGUCAUUUUUCCUGGGCUGACAACACAACAACUAGCAGGAAUGAUGACUAAUUCAGGCUCUUACUACAACAUGACCAUGGGGAAUAUAACAGGAAGUGGAUACCCCUCCUCUUAUCCUAGUAGUUACCCAAGUGGCUCAGGACCCCCUCUUGACAACACUAUUGGGACGGGCUCAGGUUUUCCUGGAGGCAUGGGUUCAGGUUUUCCUGGAGGUAUGGGUUCAGGUUCACCUGGAAGCUACCCAUCUGUAGGGACAACACCUCCACCUCAGCUGCCUGGGGGAAUGACAGGCAACACAGGUUUCAAUGACCUGCUGAAUGGUAUCCUGAGUACGGGGGGAAGUGGUGUGAUCCCACCUCCUCCCAUGGGUCUUCCGGGAUCUUCCAAUACUGGCAUGGCUACAGCACUUGCUCUCAUGCAGCAAAGGAGGCUACAGCAACAGCGGAAGCAACAGCAACAACAGCAACAGAUGACUAAUUUAAUGACUGCUUCCAUGAUUGCUGGAGGGGGUGAACUAUUAGAUCUGAAAGAUCUCAUGCCAAUGAUGAUGAUGAUGAUGAUGACUUCAGGCGCGGGACAACAGCCAGCUGGUGGCAGCAUGAACAACAUACUGGGAGGUGGGGGGAUGAUGCCAGGAGCCAAUAGUAUGCUUGGAGGAAGGUCCUUGGCCUCCGCUGGUAGCAUGGGUCUGCCAAACAUGUUCUCUGGACCUGGUGUUGGGGGUGCAACACAACAGUUAAGUGGUACCCCCAUGGACCUCUUGUCUGGAGGUUCCAACCCCAUGAGUGGACUAUUCAGCUCAGGAUCAGGAACCACUGGCGGUGGCGGUGGCACUGGUGGAAUAGAUCUUAGCUGGUUGACAGGAGCCCUCUCAUCCACAUCUGGAGGUGCAGCUGGGGGUCAAGUCCUAGGCUGAGCACUCCUUAUGCCAUGCUGGUCAGGCCAAGUUAUGGAAGUGUCAAUACUCUGUCAUACAUUUGCGAGAAUCUGCCAUGUUUUGUUUCAGUCAAUGUUACUUAUGGUACUGUCAUGGACACAGAGGUGUAUAGCGAGAGUUGAGGUUGAAACUAAUAAAAAUAUGCGUGUGCUCA